This is a messenger RNA of Symbiodinium necroappetens, 651 nucleotides long. The record is from the annotation of a GenBank genome assembly. NCBI's taxonomy places the organism in Eukaryota, Dinophyceae, Suessiales, Symbiodiniaceae.
AUGGCGGAAGCGCCCACGAACAUACCGAUGGAGUCGCAUAUGCACUGGGAGCACGAAAUGCAAUUGCCUCAAGCCCUGUUUGUGAAUCAUCCAAGCGUGCCGGUUCCGGACGACUUUUCGGACACCGACGGAGUCAACCUGGAGUUCGCAGAGUUCAUUGCGGUGGAUCGGGUUCGCUGCCUCUGUGAAGAAGAGAUGUCCAAGCUUUGUGGACAGGUCUUCUCGGAUCGUCUUGCAUCGUCAGAGUCUUCUGAGAGCGGCCCACCAGUUCAGCGAUGCAGCAUGAAGUUCGAUUCGGGUAGUGCGGGAAGUGAUGACGCAGACGGACGUCCUGGCGAGCUUCGCCAGUUCCACCUGUCCUCCUUCACACGCACCGCCCGAGUCAACUUGCAAGGACCGCUGGAGACAUCCGACAGCAUGCGGGGAAGUCGUUGGUGUGCGCCAAAGGGAUCACAAGACACCAUCUGGGACUUUGCCAGCGACACCGAAACCUCUCCAAAGCCAGCGGGCUUCUUCGCAGGUGUCUUCGCGAUCUUCGGCAAAACUCGCAAGCUUCAUGGGCUUCAAUCCCACCCCCGAGCUGGACCAAAGAAGGCUCCGCGCAUGAAGAAUUGGAUGUGCUUUGCAUGCCGGCCUUGCUCAAAACCUUAU